AGUGCAUGAUCGCUUUAACUGUGACUUGGUGUAGAAUUUGCUUAGGUAUAAUCACGAUAUUAAUUAUAACGCUAGUCCUUCUUGGGUUAUUUUGUAUGCAGUUAUUCGUAAUGGCGACUCGUAAGAAAGGGAACUCUCGGACCAAAAUCAGCGAAUUGCAGGUGCAAAUUGCCAAUAAUAACAAUGACCCUCUUGAUCAGCUGAUUGAAUUUUCGAUGUGCAAGUUUCAACGCGACGACCUCCGGUUAACAAUUAGCCGAUGUCGGGCUCUGGAUGCAUCUAAAGAACUUCGUGAUUUUGUGUUCCUCCUAACAGAGCUAAACAUGCGCGAUAUGUACGAACAAUCCGACUGGGGUUGGAACGCGAGUCAAAAGAAGAAAGAACUGUCAGACAAAACAUCCCAAUAUCUCAUUGUCAAAGAUGAUUUAAACAACGACGCGGUAGUAGGCUUUGUUCAUUUUCGUUUUGACAUAGAUUUCGAUCGGGCUGUGCUGUACUGCUACGAAAUCCAGCUCGUUAAGGCAGUUCAGAGGAGAGGCAUAGGAGCACAUCUAAUGGAUAUUCUUUAUAAACUCGCCGAAAGGUUUAAAAUGAAGAAAGUAAUUCUUACUGUCUUUAAACAUAAUCUUCAGGCCUUGAAUUUCUACACAAAAAAAUUAAAUUUUCGGCGGGAUACGACGGACCCAAAGGAGAACCAUAUAGAUUACACAAUACUUUCGAAAAAAGUUGAAAAGGAUUGAUCUCAAAACAAUUUUUAUAUGUUUAUAUGAAAGAACUUUUAACAAAUUGUGUAUAAAUAUGGAAAAUAAUGCA
Molecule: messenger RNA, 813 nt
Organism: Varroa destructor (honeybee mite)
Lineage: Eukaryota; Metazoa; Arthropoda; Arachnida; Mesostigmata; Varroidae
Gene: Naa40
Product: N-alpha-acetyltransferase 40
Cellular component (GO): nucleus
Molecular function (GO): histone H2A acetyltransferase activity; protein N-terminal-serine acetyltransferase activity; histone H4 acetyltransferase activity
Source: RefSeq, a predicted model, not a curated record